UGGGUGAAAACGUGUCAAAUCCGCUGGUCUUUCAGCGGCUCUCGAGAACCUGUGCGAAGCCUGAGAUCAACGCCGUUCAGUGGAGAAGAAGCUAACGUGAGGUCACGUGCUAGGGUCAGGGCGGGAGAUGACCGGGAGCUCGUGUCCCUGUGGGCGCCGCUCGUCCUGCCCCGGACAGGUGCGAGUUCUCAUCUCUUGGGUCGUGGCCUCUUGGCGUCACCUCCAAAGGUAGCGUUAGGUGGCGCGGGACCCCCGCAACAGUCUGUGCGUCUGCUUCCCGAGUCCAACUCCGUUGCUCGACGCCGGUCUCUCCAAGGCCCGAAGUGGCACGUGGAGUCAAAAUGGGGAAGUGAGCACGCUACGCUGAGCGCGUUCCACCCUCGGCUGCGACCGUAAGGCUCUGUUACGUUUAACGCAGCUCUGCGUAUGUGUGUGUUGUCGGCUGGUGGGGUCGAGUCAACCCCUCCUCCCCAGGAUCAGCCCAGAAGGGCUCUCUCUGCUGACAGAAGAGACAGAGCUCUGGACAUGUGUUCUAGCUAGUUCUGUCCUCAGUUCCUGUGAUCCUUGGAGGGUUCGCUAUAUUCAUGUUAAACUGAAAUGAAUGCUGCAGUCCACUGUGUUCCGGCUGACUCUGGCUCUGAAUUGCCUGCAAUAUGUGUCUUAUUGCAAUGGACUGACCAUGUCCUGGAGACUGUUUCCUACUUUGUACCCUGUGCUUCAGGGAUAUUCCCUGGUGUAGUUUCCAUUUUGCUGUUUGAACUGUUCUUGAGUUCUUGUUCUAGAACUGCUUGUCCAACUUGUACCCUCCACUCUGGUUUCCAGGGAGAGGUCAGUCUAGCUGAUGAGAUCUGGAGGCCAUUGCCUUCCAGAGAGCUCUGUCCUGCACUGACACAUGAAGGUUGUCCUCCUGCUGUUCUCUUGAGCAUUGAUGAGGCUGCUGGUCAUGGUGGGAAGGCUGGUCUGAUUGAGGCGAAUGGAGAGCUGAAGGUUUUCAUUGACCAGAACGUGAGUCCCAGCAAAGGGGUUUUGUCUCUUGUCACCGUUCAUCCGUCCAUCACACUGGGGAAGCAGCUACUGCCCAAAACCCUGGGCCCCUCUAAUGUCAACAUUGCGCCCCACAUGGUGAUCGGCACGCCCCAGCGGGCCGCCGGCUCCAGCUCUAUCCUCGUGGGCAGCCCUCAUACACCCAGCACCCAGUUCCUGCCGAGCCAGCAACCGGACUCCUCGCCCUGGUCCACGGGGAAGAGGGGCAGGAAGGGAGAGAAGAAUGGCAAAGGCCUGCGGCACUUCUCCAUGAAGGUUUGCGAAAAGGUGCAGAAGAAGGGUGUCACAACGUACAAUGAGGUUGCAGAUGAACUUGUGGCCGAGUUCAGCUCCACGGACAACCACAUCUCGCCCAGUGACUCGCACGUGUACGAUCAGAAGAACAUCCGGCGACGCGUGUACGAUGCCCUCAACGUCCUCAUGGCCAUGAAUAUAAUCUCUAAAGAGAAGAAGGAGAUCAAGUGGAUCGGCCUCCCCACAAACUCAGCCCAGGAGUGUCAGAACCUGGAGCUGGAGAGGCAGCGGCGCCUAGAAAGGAUCAAGCAGAAACAGUCGCAGCUGCAGGAGCUCAUUGUGCAGCAAAUUGCCUUCAAGAACCUCGUUCAGCGAAACCGGCAGGCGGAGGAGCAGUCCAGCAGGCCGCCGUCCCCCUUCUCCAUCAUCCACCUGCCCUUCAUCAUUGUCAACACCAGCAAGAAGACAGUCAUCGACUGCAGCAUCUCCAGCGACAAGUUCGAGUACCUGUUCAACUUUGACAACACGUUUGAGAUCCACGACGAUGUGGAGGUGCUCAAGCGCAUGGGCAUGGCCCUGGGCCUUGACGUGGGCAGGUGCUCCCCGGAGGACCUGAAGGUGGCGCGCGGCCUGGUACCCAAAGCGCUCGAGCCCUACGUGACAGAAAUGGCGCAGGGUUCGAUAAGCAGUGUAUACAUCACAGGAGGCUCUUCGGCCAACGGGGGGCGCUUCCACACGGGCAGUGAAAGUGUUGAUGGAACAGCUGCUUCCAGCUCCAACGACUCUCACUACAGCGGCUCCCGAGUUGAGACCCCUGUGUCCUGCAUGGAUGAUGAUGACGAGGAUGAAGACUACGAUGAGAACGAGGAUGAAGAUUAAUGCGCCCGGUUUCUUAGCAGUCCCC
Molecule: messenger RNA, 2182 nt
Organism: Scleropages formosus (Asian bonytongue)
Lineage: Eukaryota; Metazoa; Chordata; Actinopteri; Osteoglossiformes; Osteoglossidae
Product: transcription factor Dp-1
Exons: 11
Coding region: 598-2157 (519 amino acids)
Biological process (GO): regulation of transcription by RNA polymerase II; regulation of cell cycle
Cellular component (GO): transcription regulator complex; nucleus
Molecular function (GO): RNA polymerase II transcription regulatory region sequence-specific DNA binding; DNA-binding transcription factor activity, RNA polymerase II-specific
Source: RefSeq, a predicted model, not a curated record